AUGGGUCGAAAAAUUCCUGGCAAAAAACAUCGAGGCGUUAAAGAUCCUAAGAAGCAACUCUGGGAAAAAAAGGAAAAACUUAAACAGGUCAUUAAUUGCCCUCCUAAAGAUCCAAGUGUUCAAGAAAUACCCAAAACUGUUUUGGAAUUGAAUAGAUUAAGGGAGCUUGUAAGGAAUGGAAACUUUAAAAAGAAAAAGAAAACCAAAUCUAAGACUAAUCUUAGCAAUAAUAUUAAUAAAAUUACAAAUGGCUCUUCUCAGUUACCAGAAUCAAAUAAAGAUGGAAAAGUUUGGCCUAACCUUAAACAAAAACCUGGUGAAACUGAUGGAAGUUACUUUAGGAGGAUAAAUAAGGCUACAAAUGAUAUAAUUUAUGAAGCGAGUAUAGAAGCUAAACAUGACAUUGAAGUGAAUCAUAACAAUACUGGGAAUAUUAAAAAUGAUCAUUUAAAGGAAUCAGAAGAUGGCUUGUCUAAUAAUAAAAAGAAAUCAAAUAAAAAUAGUGAAACAGAUUAUAUCUUGGACAGGAAAGAUAGAAUGAAAUUGAGAAGGAAAUUAAAAGUGAAAAUGAAAAAGGUAAAUAAAAUUAAAGUAAAAGAAGAUGCCAUUGAAAAAAAAAAAGAUAUUGUUCAGUUCGGAGAAGUUGUUCACCAGCCCCCACAGCUAAAGCGAAGGCCUAAAGGAUGCCUACCAGAAAAGCCUGGUAAUAAGCAGCUCUUACUGAACAGCUUUUUCUCUCAUAAAGACAAGUCAAUAUCAGAUAUCAAACAGCUGACUGAAGAAAGGGAGAAAGUUAUGAAAGCAUAUGGAGCUAUGAAGUUGAAGAUCAGAUCCAUGUCCUCUCACAAGUGGCAUUAA
Messenger RNA from Nezara viridula (southern green stink bug), 858 nucleotides. The record is from the annotation of a GenBank genome assembly. Lineage: Eukaryota; Metazoa; Arthropoda; Insecta; Hemiptera; Pentatomidae.